Messenger RNA from Gilbertella persicaria, 1415 nucleotides. RefSeq names its product regulator of chromosome condensation 1/beta-lactamase-inhibitor protein II. Bases 12 to 1397 code for a protein of 461 amino acids. The transcript has 4 exons. Gene Ontology annotation, molecular function: guanyl-nucleotide exchange factor activity; protein binding. NCBI's taxonomy places the organism in Eukaryota, Fungi, Mucoromycota, Mucoromycetes, Mucorales, Choanephoraceae. Gene Ontology annotation, cellular component: cytoplasm. The record is from RefSeq and is a predicted model, not a curated record.
AAAAAGAGUAAAUGUUGGAUAGAUUACCAACAGAUAUUUUACUGGUAGAUAUUCUUGGUUUAUUAGAUAGUCAAUCACUUGUUGAACUUGAGUCUGUAUCAAGUCAGUUUCGAUAUCUAGUAAAUGACGAGUCUCUAUGGAAACAGUUAUGCGUACAUGAAUUCAAUAUUUCACAAGAUCAUGCUUAUCGACAUAAAGGAUGGAAAAAGUUCUAUAUGGCCUUAAAAUAUCAUACAAAGCUAUAUACCUGGGGAGAGAAUUUUGAUGAUCGUUUAGGCCUUACUCAGCCUCAGUAUGACACACAACCAGGCUUAUUUCGCCCUGUGAUGAGAACUCAACAUUUAAGAAGACGACAUGCUAAUGAAGUAACUGAACCUCAACAAGUGACUAGUUUAGAUCAUGUCUGUUUGAUUGAUAUUAUUGCUGGUGGUUGGUCUUUUCAUGCACUUGACACGACAGGCACUGUAUGGAUGUGGGGCACAAUGCAACAAGAUGUUACUUAUCGUGCUUCCAUUGGUACAACACGCUUAAAGAGACCUACUGAAUUACAGUCGGAUAAUGAAACACAGGCCAAGAUCAAGUUUCGUAGUAUUUCCAGUGGUCGUGGUCAUGUGAUUGGAUUAGCAAGAGAUGGUACUGUCUGGCAUUGGUCUAAUCAUAUCAUGCUUCAGAAAGUCGCGUUGGACGCAGGUGCCCCUGUAGCUCAAGUAGUAGCCAAUUGGAACUAUUCGUCUGUCUUGACAGAAUCGGGUGCCUUGUAUAUUGUACCUAAGCCAGAUCCUAUCAUUCCUUCUCAGGUCCUUGUAGAACCUGCUCCUACACAAGUGAUGGCUGCCUGUGUCACACUACAACAGAUCUUGCCCACAGCAGAUCCAAAGGAUAAACUAGUUCAAUUGGCUGGUUUAGAGAAUCAUACACUGGUCUUGACACAACAUGGCCUUGUCUUGAAAUUAGCGACAGUGGAUCCAGAUGCCUUUAGUCUGUCACCACAACAUCAUGUGACUGAAUUAAAGCAGUUCAGUGGAAUAGGCGAACACAACAAUCGCCAUGGUAUCAUGAAACGAUUUAUUACAGGUGCUUUUCAUCAUUUUGCAGUCUAUACAAAGGAUAAAGUGAUGUUGGGUAAUAUUGAUACAACCGAGCCAGAGACAUUAGCUGAACUAGACCAUCAAGAUAUCUGUAAAGUGUCAUUUGGAGAUUAUCAUUAUGGUGCAUUGACCAACCAAGGUCAAUUAUUCACCUGGGGAAAUUAUAGUUCAGGUGCUUUAGGACAUGGCCAAGAUCAUUCAAAACAAAGACAAGAAAGACCCAAGCGAGUAGAAGCAUUGAAUAACCAGUUUGUGUUUGCUAUUGGCUUUGGUGGAUGGCAAAGUGCUGCUUUAGCCAUUGAUCAAUAAACAUAUUUACGCUUGCAA